This is a messenger RNA of Ailuropoda melanoleuca (giant panda), 14460 nucleotides long. RefSeq names its product ryanodine receptor 2 (gene RYR2). Gene Ontology annotation, cellular component: sarcolemma; Z disc; sarcoplasmic reticulum membrane. The record is from RefSeq and is a predicted model, not a curated record. Gene Ontology annotation, biological process: intracellular calcium ion homeostasis; release of sequestered calcium ion into cytosol by sarcoplasmic reticulum; striated muscle contraction. Gene Ontology annotation, molecular function: ryanodine-sensitive calcium-release channel activity; protein binding; calcium ion binding. NCBI's taxonomy places the organism in Eukaryota, Metazoa, Chordata, Mammalia, Carnivora, Ursidae.
GGUAUCUCAUCACGGUUUUGAUUUGUAUUUUCCUGAUGCCGAGUGAUGCAAAACCAAGUAGUUUAUUUUGGAUUUUUACUGUUUGGGUCAGACUUCUUUGAAAAAUGGGGGGAAAAUUUCAGUAGUUCCAUUUCCAAGUUGCAGCAAAGGCAAGUUGAUGUGGAAAAAUGGAAAUUCAUGAUGAAGACUGCUCAAGGUGGUGGUCAUCGAACACUCCUCUACGGACAUGCCAUAUUGCUGCGCCAUUCCUAUAGUGGCAUGUAUCUGUGUUGCCUGUCCACCUCCCGGUCUUCAACUGAUAAACUGGCCUUUGAUGUUGGCUUGCAAGAGGACACAACAGGGGAGGCCUGUUGGUGGACCAUCCAUCCUGCCUCAAAGCAGCGGUCGGAAGGAGAAAAGGUGCGAGUUGGAGAUGACCUCAUCUUGGUCAGCGUGUCCUCGGAGAGGUACCUGCACCUGUCUUAUGGCAACGGCAGUUUACACGUGGACGCGGCUUUCCAGCAGACUCUCUGGAGCGUGGCCCCCAUCAGCUCAGGAAGCGAAGCCGCCCAAGGGUAUCUCAUUGGUGGUGACGUCCUCAGGUUGCUGCACGGACACAUGGACGAGUGCCUCACUGUCCCUUCAGGAGAACACGGGGAAGAGCAGCGGAGAACUGUUCACUAUGAAGGUGGUGCUGUAUCCGUCCAUGCACGUUCCCUGUGGAGACUAGAGACGCUAAGAGUUGCAUGGAGUGGAAGCCACAUAAGAUGGGGCCAGCCUUUCCGACUACGCCAUGUCACAACAGGAAAAUACUUGAGUCUCAUGGAAGACAAAAGCCUUCUACUCAUGGACAAAGAAAAGGCUGAUGUAAAAUCAACAGCAUUUACCUUCCGAUCUUCCAAGGAAAAAUUGGAUGUAGGGGUGAGAAAAGAAGUCGAUGGCAUGGGGACAUCUGAAAUAAAAUACGGAGACUCAGUAUGCUAUAUACAACAUAUAAAUACAGGCCUGUGGCUUACUUACCAGUCUGUGGAUGUGAAAUCAGUGAGAAUGGGAUCCAUACAACGUAAGGCUAUUAUGCAUCAUGAAGGUCACAUGGAUGAUGGCUUAAAUUUAUCUAGAUCUCAGCAUGAAGAAUCACGGACUGCACGUGUCAUCCGGAGUACAGUCUUCCUUUUCAAUAGAUUUAUAAGGGGCCUUGAUGCGCUCAGCAAAAAAGUGAAGGCUUCCACGGUGGACCUCCCUAUAGAAUCUGUGAGUCUAAGUCUGCAGGACCUGAUUGGCUACUUUCAUCCCCCAGAUGAGCAUUUAGAGCAUGAAGACAAGCAGAACAGAUUACGAGCUCUAAAGAACCGGCAGAAUCUCUUCCAGGAAGAGGGAAUGAUCAACCUCGUGCUCGAGUGUAUAGACAGGCUGCACGUGUACAGCAGUGCGGCCCACUUUGCGGAUGUCGCCGGGAGAGAAGCUGGCGAGUCCUGGAAGUCGAUUCUGAAUUCUCUCUAUGAGUUGCUAGCGGCACUAAUUAGAGGAAAUCGUAAAAACUGUGCUCAGUUUUCUGGCUCCCUUGACUGGUUGAUCAGCCGAUUGGAAAGACUGGAAGCUUCUUCUGGUAUUCUUGAAGUUUUACACUGUGUGUUAGUAGAAAGUCCAGAAGCUCUAAAUAUUAUUAAGGAAGGACACAUUAAAUCCAUAAUCUCACUUUUAGACAAGCAUGGGAGAAACCACAAGGUCCUGGACGUCCUGUGUUCUCUCUGUGUCUGCCAUGGAGUGGCAGUCCGUUCUAACCAGCAUCUCAUCUGUGACAAUCUGCUGCCAGGAAGAGAUUUACUGUUGCAGACGCGUCUUGUGAACCAUGUCAGCAGCAUGAGACCCAAUAUUUUUCUGGGCGUCAGUGAAGGGUCCGCUCAGUACAAGAAGUGGUACUAUGAGCUGAUGGUGGACCACACGGAGCCGUUCGUGACCGCCGAAGCCACGCACCUGCGGGUGGGCUGGGCUUCCACCGAAGGGUACUCUCCCUACCCAGGAGGCGGUGAGGAGUGGGGUGGAAACGGAGUCGGAGACGACCUCUUCUCCUACGGAUUCGACGGCCUUCACCUCUGGUCAGGCUGUAUUGCUCGUACCGUAAGCUCACCGAACCAGCAUCUGCUGAGAACCGAUGAUGUCAUCAGUUGCUGUCUAGAUCUCAGUGCCCCGAGCAUCUCAUUCCGAAUUAACGGCCAACCUGUUCAAGGAAUGUUUGAGAAUUUCAACAUUGAUGGCCUCUUCUUUCCAGUUGUUAGUUUCUCUGCAGGAAUAAAGGUACGCUUUCUGCUUGGGGGAAGACAUGGAGAAUUUAAAUUCCUCCCGCCACCUGGGUAUGCUCCUUGUUAUGAAGCCGUUCUGCCAAAAGAAAAGUUGAAAGUGGAGCACAGCCGAGAGUACAAGCAAGAAAGAACGUACACACGGGACCUGCUGGGCCCCACAGUCUCCCUGACGCAGGCCGCCUUCACGCCGAUCCCGGUGGAUACCAGUCAGAUUGUGUUGCCUCCUCAUCUAGAGAGAAUAAGAGAAAAACUGGCAGAGAAUAUCCAUGAACUCUGGGUUAUGAAUAAAAUUGAACUUGGCUGGCAGUAUGGUCCCGUUAGAGAUGACAAUAAGAGACAACACCCAUGUCUGGUGGAGUUCUCCAAGCUGCCUGAACAGGAGCGCAAUUACAACUUGCAAAUGUCGCUUGAGACCCUGAAGACUUUGCUGGCACUAGGAUGUCAUGUGGGUAUCUCAGAUGAACAUGCUGAAGAAAAGGUGAAAAAAAUGAAGCUUCCCAAGAAUUACCAGCUGACAAGUGGAUAUAAGCCUGCCCCAAUGGACCUGAGCUUCAUCAAACUCACCCCAUCUCAGGAAGCGAUGGUGGACAAGUUGGCAGAAAAUGCCCAUAAUGUGUGGGCCCGGGAUCGAAUCCGGCAGGGCUGGACUUAUGGCAUCCAACAGGAUGUAAAGAACAGGAGAAACCCUCGCCUGGUGCCCUACGCCCUUCUGGAUGACCGCACCAAGAAAUCUAAUAAGGACAGCCUCCGUGAGGCUGUGCGCACGCUGCUGGGGUAUGGCUACAACCUGGAGGCACCAGAUCAGGAUCCCGGGGCCAGAGCCGAAGUGUGCAGCGGCACCGGGGAGAGGUUCCGAAUCUUCCGCGCCGAGAAGACCUAUGCUGUCAAGGCAGGAAGGUGGUAUUUUGAGUUCGAGGCCGUCACUGCCGGCGACAUGAGGGUUGGCUGGAGCAGGCCCGGCUGUCAACCUGAUCAAGAGCUUGGCUCCGAUGAGCGUGCCUUUGCUUUUGAUGGCUUCAAGGCUCAGCGGUGGCACCAGGGUAACGAACACUACGGGCGCUCUUGGCAAGCGGGCGACGUUGUGGGGUGCAUGGUAGAUAUGACAGAGCACACCAUGUUGUUCACGCUGAAUGGCGAAAUCCUUCUUGACGAUUCAGGCUCAGAGCUGGCAUUCAAGGACUUUGAUGUUGGUGAUGGAUUCAUUCCUGUCUGUAGCCUUGGAGUGGCUCAAGUGGGCAGGAUGAACUUUGGAAAAGAUGUCAGCACCUUGAAAUAUUUCACCAUCUGUGGCUUACAAGAGGGCUAUGAACCGUUUGCUGUUAACACAAACAGGGAUAUUACCAUGUGGCUAAGCAAGAGGCUUCCUCAGUUUCUCCAGGUCCCAUCAAAUCAUGAGCAUAUCGAGGUGACCAGAAUAGACGGCACCAUAGACAGUUCUCCAUGUUUAAAGGUGACUCAGAAGUCCUUCGGUUCUCAGAACAGCAGCACGGAUAUCAUGUUCUAUCGCCUGAGCAUGCCCAUCGAGUGCGCAGAAGUGUUCUCCAAGACGGUGGCCGGAGGACUCCCAGGCGCUGGCCUCUUUGGGCCCAAGAAUGAUCUGGAGGACUAUGAUGCAGAUUCUGACUUCGAGGUUCUAAUGAAGACGGCUCAUGGCCAUCUGGUGCCAGAUCGCGUUGACAAAGACAAGGAAGCCACAAAACCAGAGUUUAAUAACCACAAAGAUUACGCUCAGGAAAAGCCCUCUCGUCUGAAACAAAGAUUUUUGCUUAGAAGGACAAAGCCAGAUUAUAGCACAAGCCAUUCUGCAAGACUCACUGAAGAUGUGCUUGCAGAUGAUCGGGAUGAUUACGAUUACUUGAUGCAAACGUCCACGUACUAUUACUCAGUGAGAAUCUUUCCUGGCCAAGAACCUGCUAACGUCUGGGUAGGCUGGAUUACAUCAGAUUUCCAUCAAUAUGAUACAGGCUUUGACUUGGACAGAGUUCGCACAGUAACCGUUACUCUAGGAGAUGAAAAGGGAAAAGUACAUGAAAGCAUCAAACGCAGCAACUGCUAUAUGGUGUGUGCGGGCGAGAGCAUGAGCCCCGGGCAAGGACGCAACAACAAUGGCCUGGAGAUCGGGUGCGUGGUGGAUGCCGCCAGUGGGCUGCUCACAUUCACCGCCAAUGGCAAGGAGCUGGGCACAUACUACCAGGUGGAACCAAGUACAAAAUUAUUUCCUGCAGUGUUUGCACAAGCUACAAGUCCCAAUGUUUUCCAGUUUGAGUUGGGAAGAAUAAAGAAUGUGAUGCCUCUGUCGGCGGGAUUAUUCAAGAGCGAGCACAAAAACCCUGUGCCACAGUGUCCUCCACGUCUCCACGUGCAAUUUCUUUCCCACGUCCUGUGGAGCAGGAUGCCUAACCAGUUCUUGAAGGUAGAUGUCUCUCGAAUCAGUGAGCGCCAAGGCUGGCUGGUGCAGUGUUUGGAUCCUCUGCAGUUCAUGUCUCUUCAUAUCCCAGAGGAGAACAGAUCUGUCGACAUACUGGAAUUGACAGAGCAGGAGGAGCUGCUAAAAUUCCACUAUCACACUCUCCGCCUUUACUCCGCCGUCUGUGCUCUUGGCAACCACCGGGUGGCGCAUGCCUUGUGCAGCCACGUGGAUGAGCCUCAGCUGCUCUACGCCAUCGAGAACAAGUACAUGCCUGGUUUGCUGCGCGCCGGCUACUAUGACCUGCUGAUUGACAUCCACCUUAGCUCCUACGCCACCGCCAGGCUCAUGAUGAACAGUGAGUUCAUCGUGCCCAUGACGGAGGAGACCAAGAGCAUCACCCUUUUCCCUGAUGAGAACAAAAAACAUGGCCUCCCGGGGAUUGGCCUCAGCACCUCCCUUAGGCCACGGAUACAGUUUUCCUCCCCCAGUUUUGUAAGCAUUAACAAUGAAUGUUACCAGUAUAGUCCAGAGUUUCCGCUGGACAUCCUCAAGGCCAAAACCAUUCAGAUGUUGACAGAAGCUGUUAAGGAGGGCAGCCUUCAUGCCCGGGACCCCGUUGGGGGGACCACUGAGUUCCUCUUUGUACCUCUCAUCAAGCUUUUCUAUACUCUGCUCAUCAUGGGGAUCUUCCACAAUGAGGACUUAAAACACAUCUUGCGGUUGAUAGAGCCCAGUGUGUUCAAGGAAGCUGCCACUCCGGAUGAGGAGACAGACGUGCUGGAGAAAGAGCCCAGCCCAGAAGAUGCCAGACCAGAAGGAGCUGGCGAAGAAGAAGCCAAAGGGGGUAAGAGGCCCAAGGAAGGCCUGCUCCAGAUGAAACUGCCUGAGCCAGUUAAAUUGCAGAUGUGCCUGCUGCUUCAGUACCUCUGUGACUGUCAGGUCCGGCACCGGAUAGAAGCCAUCGUGGCCUUUUCAGAUGACUUUGUAGCAAAGCUCCAAGACAAUCAGCGCUUCCGAUACAACGAAGUGAUGCAAGCCUUAAACAUGUCAGCUGCCCUCACCGCCAGAAAAACGAAGGAAUUUAGAUCACCACCUCAAGAGCAGAUCAAUAUGCUUCUCAAUUUUAAGGAUGACAAAAGUGAAUGUCCAUGUCCUGAAGAAAUCCGUGACCAACUCUUAGAUUUUCAUGAAGAUUUGAUGACACAUUGUGGAAUUGAGCUGGAUGAAGAUGGGUCUUUAGAUGGAAACAGUGACUUAACAAUUCGAGGACGCCUGCUGUCCCUGGUAGAAAAGGUGACAUACCUGAAGAAGAAACAAGCUGAGAAACCAGUUGAGAGUGACUCCAAGAAGUCCUCCACUCUUCAGCAGUUGAUUUCUGAGACCAUGGUCCGAUGGGCACAAGAGUCUGUCAUUGAAGACCCUGAAUUGGUGAGGGCCAUGUUUGUGUUGCUCCACCGACAGUAUGAUGGCAUUGGUGGUCUGGUCCGCGCUCUGCCAAAGACCUACACUAUCAAUGGUGUCUCUGUGGAGGAUACCAUCAACCUGCUGGCAUCUCUUGGUCAGAUUCGUUCUCUGCUGAGUGUAAGAAUGGGCAAAGAAGAAGAGAAGCUUAUGAUUCGUGGAUUAGGGGAUAUCAUGAAUAAUAAAGUUUUUUACCAGCACCCUAAUCUCAUGAGGGCCCUUGGGAUGCAUGAGACAGUGAUGGAGGUCAUGGUGAAUGUCCUUGGAGGUGGAGAGUCCAAGGAAAUCACUUUUCCCAAGAUGGUGGCCAACUGUUGCCGUUUCCUUUGUUACUUCUGUCGUAUAAGUAGGCAGAAUCAAAAAGCUAUGUUUGAUCAUCUCAGCUAUUUAUUGGAGAAUAGCAGUGUUGGUCUUGCUUCACCAGCUAUGAGGGGCUCAACACCACUGGAUGUGGCAGCUGCCUCGGUGAUGGAUAAUAAUGAACUGGCCUUAGCACUGCGUGAGCCAGAUUUGGAAAAGUUGAUUCAUGCUGGUAAGGGGGAAGCCAUCAGAAUCCGGUCCAUUUUAUCCCUAAUUCCACUGGGAGAUUUGGUGGGAGUAAUCAGCAUUGGUUUUCAGAUGCCAACAAUAGCCAAAGAUGGGAAUGUGGUGGAGCCUGACAUGUCUGCGGGGUUUUGCCCAGAUCACAAGGCAGCCAUGGUUUUGUUCCUUGACAGGGUCUAUGGGAUUGAGGUUCAAGAUUUCCUCCUCCAUCUUCUCGAGGUUGGCUUUCUGCCAGAUCUCCGGGCUGCUGCUUCUUUAGACACGGCUGCUCUGAGUGCUACAGACAUGGCCUUGGCCCUCAAUCGGUACCUUUGCACAGCCGUGCUGCCUCUGUUAACGAGAUGCGCCCCUCUUUUUGCGGGCACAGAGCACCAUGCCUCUCUCAUUGACUCCUUACUUCACACUGUGUACAGACUCUCUAAGGGCUGCUCUCUUACCAAAGCUCAGCGGGAUGCCAUAGAAAUUUGUUUGCUCUCUAUUUGUGGCCAAUUGAGACCUUCUAUGAUGCAACACUUGCUCCGAAGAUUAGUAUUUGAUGUCCCAUUAUUAAAUGAACAUGCAAAGAUGCCUCUUAAGCUGCUGACAAAUCAUUAUGAAAGAUGCUGGAAAUAUUACUGCCUGCCUGGAGGGUGGGGGAACUUUGGAGCUGCCUCAGAGGAAGAGCUUCAUUUAUCAAGAAAGUUGUUUUGGGGCAUUUUUGAUGCCCUGUCUCAAAAGAAAUAUGAACAAGAACUUUUCAAACUGGCACUGCCUUGCCUGAGUGCAGUUGCGGGAGCUUUGCCUCCAGACUACAUGGAGUCAAAUUAUGUCAGUAUGAUGGAAAAACAGUCAUCAAUGGAUUCUGAAGGGAACUUUAACCCACAACCUGUUGAUACCUCAAAUAUCACAAUUCCUGAGAAGUUGGAAUACUUCAUUAACAAGUAUGCGGAACAUUCUCAUGACAAGUGGUCAAUGGACAAGUUGGCAAAUGGAUGGAUUUAUGGAGAAAUAUAUUCAGACUCGUCUAAAGUUCAACCGUUAAUGAAGCCAUAUAAACUAUUAUCUGAAAAGGAAAAAGAAAUUUAUCGCUGGCCUAUCAAAGAGUCUUUAAAAACCAUGCUGGCGUGGGGUUGGAGGAUUGAGAGAACACGGGAGGGAGACAGCAUGGCGCUCUAUAACCGGACUCGUCGCAUUUCUCAGACAAGCCAGGUUUCUGUAGACGCUGCACAUGGCUAUAGCCCCCGAGCCAUUGACAUGAGCAAUGUCACGCUGUCCAGAGACCUGCACGCUAUGGCAGAAAUGAUGGCUGAAAACUACCAUAAUAUUUGGGCCAAGAAAAAGAAAAUGGAACUGGAAUCCAAAGGAGGUGGAAACCAUCCCCUACUGGUUCCCUAUGACACGCUCACAGCCAAAGAGAAAGCCAAGGAUAGGGAGAAAGCACAGGACAUCCUCAAGUUCUUGCAGAUCAAUGGCUAUGCGGUGUCCAGAGGAUUCAAGGACCUGGAAUUGGACACACCUUCCAUUGAGAAACGAUUUGCCUAUAGCUUCCUUCAGCAACUCAUUCGCUAUGUGGAUGAAGCCCAUCAGUACAUCCUGGAGUUUGAUGGUGGGAGUAGAAGCAAAGGAGAGCAUUUCCCUUACGAACAAGAAAUCAAGUUCUUCGCUAAAGUACAGUAUACAGUCCAUUUUGUUCUUGCUACAGUUGUGCUCCCUUUAAUUGACCAGUAUUUCAAAAACCAUCGUUUAUACUUCUUAUCUGCAGCAAGCAGACCUCUCUGCUCUGGAGGACAUGCAUCAAACAAGGAGAAAGAAAUGGUGACUAGCCUAUUCUGCAAACUUGGAGUUCUUGUCAGGCAUAGGAUUUCACUAUUUGGAAAUGAUGCCACAUCAAUUGUUAACUGCCUUCACAUUUUGGGUCAGACUUUGGAUGCCAGGACUGUGAUGAAGACUGGCCUCGAGAGUGUUAAAAGUGCACUCCGAGCUUUUCUGGACAAUGCCGCGGAGGAUCUGGAGAAGACCAUGGAGAAUCUCAAGCAAGGCCAGUUCACCCACACCCGAAACCAACCCAGAGGUGUCACUCAGAUUAUCAAUUACACCACGGUGGCUCUGUUGCCGAUGCUGUCGUCAUUAUUUGAGCACAUUGGCCAGCAUCAGUUUGGAGAAGAUCUAAUAUUGGAAGAUGUACAGGUGUCAUGCUACAGAAUUCUGACUAGCUUAUAUGCUUUGGGAACCAGCAAAAGUAUUUAUGUGGAAAGGCAACGCUCUGCAUUAGGAGAAUGUCUCGCGGCUUUUGCGGGCGCCUUUCCUGUAGCGUUUUUGGAAACUCAUCUCGACAAGCAUAACGUUUACUCUAUCUACAAUACUAAGUCCUCACGAGAAAGAGCAGCUCUCAAUUUGCCAACUAAUGUGGAAGAUGUUUGCCCAAAUAUACCCUCUUUGGAGAAGCUCAUGGAAGAAAUUGUGGAACUAGCCGAGUCUGGUAUUCGCUACACACAAAUGCCACAUGUAAUGGAAGUCAUACUGCCCAUGCUUUGCAGCUACAUGUCCCGUUGGUGGGAGCACGGACCUGAAAACAACCCAGAGAGGGCCGAGAUGUGCUGCACAGCGCUGAGCUCUGAGCACAUGAACACGCUCCUGGGGAACAUACUGAAAAUCAUCUACAAUAACUUGGGAAUUGACGAGGGCGCCUGGAUGAAGAGGUUAGCAGUUUUCUCGCAGCCCAUUAUAAAUAAAGUGAAACCUCAGCUCCUGAAAACUCAUUUCUUGCCAUUAAUGGAGAAACUCAAGAAAAAAGCAGCGAUGGUUGUGUCUGAGGAGGACCAUCUGAAGGCCGAGGCCAGGGGGGAUAUGUCCGAGGCAGAACUUCUCAUUCUCGAUGAGUUCACCACGCUGGCCAGAGAUCUCUAUGCCUUCUACCCGCUCUUGAUUAGAUUUGUGGACUAUAACAGGGCAAAGUGGCUAAAAGAGCCUAACCCAGAAGCAGAGGACCUGUUCCGCAUGGUGGCCGAAGUGUUUAUCUACUGGUCGAAAUCCCACAAUUUCAAAAGAGAAGAACAGAACUUCGUGGUACAGAAUGAAAUCAACAAUAUGUCUUUCCUUAUCACUGACACCAAGUCAAAGAUGUCAAAGGCGGCUGUUUCUGACCAGGAAAGGAAGAAAAUGAAGCGCAGAGGAGAUCGGUACUCCAUGCAGACUUCUCUAAUAGUGGCAGCUCUGAAGCGACUGCUGCCCAUCGGGUUGAACAUCUGUGCCCCUGGGGACCAGGAGCUCAUUGCUCUGGCCAAAAACCGAUUCAGUAUGAAAGACACGGAGGAUGAAGUACGAGAUAUAAUCCGCAGUAAUAUUCACUUACAAGGCAAGUUGGAGGAUCCUGCUAUCAGAUGGCAAAUGGCUCUUUACAAAGACUUACCGAACAGGACUGAAGAUACAUCAGAUCCGGAGAAGACUGUGGAAAGAGUAUUAGACAUAGCGAAUGUGCUUUUUCAUCUCGAGCAGAAAUCUACAUGUAUGCGCCGGAGAUAUUACAGUCUGGUGGAGCAUCCACAGAGAUCGAAGAAGGCAGUAUGGCACAAGCUGUUGUCCAAGCAGAGGAAGAGGGCGGUGGUCGCCUGCUUCAGGAUGGCUCCUUUAUACAAUCUGCCAAGGCAUCGGGCUGUCAACCUCUUUCUUCAGGGAUAUGAAAAGUCUUGGAUUGAAACAGAAGAACACUAUUUUGAAGAUAAACUGAUAGAAGAUUUAGCAAAGCCUGGAGCCAACCCUCCAGAAGAAGAGGAAGGCACGAAGAGAGUUGAUCCCCUCCAUCAGCUCAUCCUUCUGUUUAGUCGAACAGCUUUAACAGAGAAAUGCAAACUGGAGGAAGAUUUUUUAUACAUGGCUUAUGCAGAUAUUAUGGCAAAGAGUUGUCAUGAUGAGGAAGAUGAUGAUGGUGAAGAAGAAGUGAAGAGUUUUGAAGUCACAGGAUCCCAACGCAGCAAGGAGAAAGAAAUGGAAAAGCAAAAGCUUCUCUACCAGCAAGCCAGGCUGCACGACCGCGGGGCUGCUGAGAUGGUGCUGCAGACCAUCAGCGCCAGCAAAGGUGAUACUGGACCAAUGGUAGCUGCGACUUUGAAACUUGGAAUUGCUAUCUUAAAUGGUGGGAACUCCACAGUACAGCAGAAAAUGCUUGACUACCUCAAGGAGAAAAAGGAUGUGGGCUUCUUUCAGAGUCUGGCUGGCCUGAUGCAGUCAUGUAGUGUCCUCGACCUAAAUGCAUUUGAGCGACAAAACAAAGCUGAAGGACUUGGAAUGGUGACCGAGGAAGGAUCAGCCUCUCACUUUGAAAGUCACAGACUGCAGACUGGAGAAAAGGUUCUCCAGGAUGAUGAGUUCACCUGCGACCUCUUCCGCUUCCUACAACUGCUUUGUGAGGGACACAACUCAGAUUUUCAAAAUUACCUGAGAACUCAGACUGGCAAUAACACAACCGUCAACAUAAUCAUCUCUACUGUAGACUACCUCCUGAGGGUCCAGGAAUCCAUUAGUGAUUUCUAUUGGUAUUAUUCUGGGAAAGAUGUUAUUGAUGAACAAGGACAACGGAAUUUCUCCAAAGCAAUUCAAGUAGCAAAGCAAGUCUUUAACACUCUCACGGAGUAUAUUCAGGGUCCUUGCACUGGGAAUCAGCAGAGCUUGGCCCAUAGCAGGCUGUGGGAUGCGGUUGUGGGCUUUCUUCAUGUAUUUGCCCACAUGCAGAUGAAGCUGUCUCAGGAUUCCAGUCAAAUUGAGCUAUUAAAAGAAUUAAUGGAUCUUCAGAAGGAUAUGGUGGUCAUGCUUCUGUCCAUGUUAGAAGGUAAUGUUGUUAAUGGAACCAUUGGCAAACAGAUGGUCGAUAUGCUCGUGGAAUCUUCCAACAAUGUGGAGAUGAUUCUCAAGUUUUUUGACAUGUUCUUAAAACUAAAGGAUUUGACAUCCUCUGACACGUUUAAGGAAUACGAUCCUGAUGGCAAGGGAGUCAUUUCCAAGAGGGACUUCCAUAAAGCGAUGGAAAGCCAUAAGCACUACACACAGUCGGAAACCGAGUUUCUUCUGUCCUGUGCAGAGACCGAUGAAAAUGAGACCCUUGACUAUGAGGAGUUUGUCAAACGGUUCCAUGAGCCCGCAAAGGACAUCGGCUUCAAUGUCGCCGUUCUCCUGACCAACUUGUCUGAACACAUGCCCAAUGACACGCGACUGCAGACUUUCCUGGAGUUGGCAGAGAGCGUGCUGAAUUACUUCCAGCCCUUUCUGGGCCGCAUCGAGAUCAUGGGCAGUGCCAAACGCAUUGAGAGGGUUUAUUUUGAAAUCAGUGAGUCCAGCCGCACCCAGUGGGAGAAGCCCCAGGUCAAGGAGUCUAAACGGCAGUUCAUAUUUGACGUGGUCAACGAAGGGGGAGAAAAGGAGAAGAUGGAGCUUUUCGUCAACUUCUGCGAGGACACCAUAUUUGAAAUGCAGCUGGCAGCACAGAUCUCAGAGUCGGAUCUGAAUGAAAGGUCAGUGAAUAAGGACGAAAGUGAGAAGGAGAAGCCCGAAGAGCAGGGACCCAGGAUGGGUUUCUUUUCCAUUCUGACGGUCAAGUCGGCCCUGCUGGCUCUCAGGUACAAUAUCUUGACCCUCAUGCGGAUGCUCACCCUGAAGAGCCUGAAGAAACAGAUGAAGAAGGUGAAGAAGAUGACGGUGAAGGAUAUGGUCACAGCUGCCUUUUCAUCCUACUGGAGUAUUUUCCUGAGCCUCCUGCAUUUUGUGGCCAGCGUUUCCAGAGGCUUUUUCCGCAUCGUUUGCAGCCUGCUGCUGGGGGGCAGUCUGGUAGAAGGAGCAAAAAAGAUCAGAGUGGCAGAGCUCUUAGCCAACAUGCCGGACCCCACUCAGGAUGAGGUGAGGGGGGACGGCGAGGAGGGGGACAGGAAGCCCAUGGAAGCUGCCCUGCCCUCGGAAGACCUGACAGACCUGAAGGAACUGACAGAGGAAAGCGACCUUCUUUCGGACAUAUUUGGCUUGGAUCUAAAGAGAGAAGGAGGACAGUACAAACUCAUUCCUCAUAACCCAAACGCUGGCCUCAGUGACCUCAUGAGCAACCCGGUCGCCAUCCCCGACGUGCAAGAAAAAUUCCAGGAACAGAAGGCGAAAGAGGACGAAAAGGAGGAAAAAGAAGAAAACAAAUCUGAACCAGAAAAGGCCGAGGGAGAAGAUGGAGAAAAGGAAGAAAAAGCCAAAGAAGAUAAGGGUAAACAGAAGUUGAGGCAGCUCCACAUGCACAGAUAUGGAGAGCCCGAAGUUCCCGAGUCAGCGUUCUGGAAGAAAAUCAUAGCGUAUCAACAGAAACUUCUAAACUAUUUUGCUCGCAACUUUUACAACAUGAGAAUGUUAGCCUUAUUUGUCGCAUUUGCAAUCAAUUUCAUCUUGCUCUUUUAUAAGGUCUCCACUUCUUCUGUGGUUGAAGGAAAGGAGCUCCCCACUCGCAGUACGAGUGAAAAUGCCAAAGUUAGCAGCCUAGACAGCGGCUCGCCCAGAAUCAUGGCGGUUCACUACGUCCUGGAGGAGAGCAGCGGCUACAUGGAGCCCACUCUAAAGAUCUUAGCUAUUCUGCACACGGUCAUUUCUUUCUUCUGCAUCAUCGGAUACUACUGCUUGAAAGUCCCACUGGUUAUUUUUAAGCGAGAAAAGGAAGUAGCUCGAAAAUUGGAAUUUGAUGGGCUUUAUAUUACAGAACAGCCUUCAGAAGAUGAUAUUAAAGGCCAGUGGGAUAGACUUGUAAUCAACACACAGUCAUUUCCCAACAACUACUGGGACAAAUUUGUUAAAAGAAAGGUUAUGGACAAGUACGGAGAGUUCUAUGGCCGGGACAGAAUCAGCGAGCUCCUGGGUAUGGACAAAGCUGCUCUGGACUUCAGCGAUGCCCGGGAGAAGAAGAAGCCAAAGAAAGACAGCUCCCUAUCGGCCGUACUGAACUCUAUCGACGUAAAGUAUCAGAUGUGGAAACUAGGAGUCGUCUUCACUGACAACUCCUUCCUCUACCUGGCCUGGUAUAUGACUAUGUCCGUUCUUGGACACUAUAACAACUUUUUUUUUGCUGCUCAUCUUCUUGACAUUGCUAUGGGAUUCAAGACGCUAAGAACCAUCUUGUCAUCGGUAACUCACAAUGGCAAGCAGCUUGUAUUAACUGUUGGCUUAUUAGCUGUUGUCGUAUACCUAUAUACUGUUGUGGCAUUCAAUUUCUUCCGAAAAUUCUACAAUAAAAGCGAAGACGGUGACACUCCAGAUAUGAAAUGUGAUGACAUGCUAACGUGCUAUAUGUUCCACAUGUAUGUCGGGGUGCGUGCCGGAGGGGGCAUCGGUGAUGAAAUCGAAGACCCGGCAGGCGACGAAUAUGAGAUCUAUCGAAUUAUCUUUGACAUCACCUUCUUCUUCUUUGUGAUUGUCAUUCUCUUGGCCAUAAUACAAGGUUUAAUUAUUGAUGCUUUCGGAGAACUGAGAGAUCAGCAGGAGCAAGUCAAAGAAGACAUGGAGACCAAAUGCUUCAUCUGUGGGAUAGGCAACGAUUACUUCGACACAGUGCCACAUGGCUUUGAAACCCACACUUUACAGGAACACAACCUGGCCAAUUACCUGUUUUUUCUGAUGUAUCUCAUAAACAAAGAUGAAACAGAGCACACAGGACAGGAAUCUUACGUCUGGAAGAUGUAUCAAGAAAGGUGCUGGGAAUUUUUCCCAGCAGGGGACUGUUUCCGGAAACAGUAUGAGGACCAGCUAAAUUAGACUCAGACUCAGAUUACUUCU